Messenger RNA from Chiloscyllium plagiosum (whitespotted bambooshark), 2344 nucleotides. RefSeq names its product creatine kinase M-type-like. Gene Ontology annotation, biological process: phosphocreatine biosynthetic process. Gene Ontology annotation, molecular function: creatine kinase activity. The record is from RefSeq and is a predicted model, not a curated record. NCBI's taxonomy places the organism in Eukaryota, Metazoa, Chordata, Chondrichthyes, Orectolobiformes, Hemiscylliidae.
UUAUCCUGGAGGGAGAGAGUGUGUGCAGGAGGAGAAUAUGUCUAUGCCUGCUGCAGGGGGUUUGUCCCCUCCAACCGCGUCCCCCUGUGGCUGAGACAGAAGCGACAGCACAGACCCCCCCCCCCCUCCCGCUGCUGGAACUCCCACUCUGGGAGCAGUCCUGCAGUUAAAGAGCCCCCACCUCCCCCUCCAACAACAAUCCAGUUGGAAGCUGUGAAUUCCCAGCUGCUGAACCAUCAAGGUCACAUUUGAAGUGAAAUGAGUUCGAACUGACUGACUUGCUCCAAGUGCAGAUGGAAAUACAGUGAGCCGCCUCUACCACCAGUAAGUGCUUCAUAACCCGCCCAAACGCUGCAGCCAUGUGGAAACUCAAACCCCCACUGGAAAUGCCGCUCAGUCUCAAGUACAAGCACAUUUUGGAGCAAUUAAUGCCAAGUGAUCCUACAAUUUCACUUAAUCUUAAAAAAUUGUCGGCUGAAGAAGAAUUUCCAAACUUGGCCAGAAAUCAGACUUAUAUGGCAAAGGUUCUUACAAUUCAAAUGUACAAGAGACUGAGGGCCAGAGCAACUCAAAGUGGCUUCACACUGGAUGAUAUCAUCCAACCUGGUGUUGAUAAAUCUGAAUAUUCUUCCACUAGAACUGUGGGUUGUGUGGCUGGAGAUGCAGAAUCAUAUACUGUGUUCAUGGAGUUCUUUGAUCCUCUUAUUGAACUUUAUCAUCGUGAUUAUCAACUAAACAGAAUGCACAGGAGCAACUUGAAUCCAGAAAACCUAAAGGGUGGAGCUGAUUUAGAUGAACUCUAUGUGUUGAUCUGUCAAGUGAGCACAGGACGUAAUGUGGAUGAUUUUUGUUUCCCACCUCACUGCAGCCGUGGAGAGAGACGUGCACUGGAAAAACUUGCCAAAGAAGCCCUCAGUGCAUUAGAUGGUGAAUUUAAGGGAACGUAUCAUUCGCUGAAGAACUUAAGUGAGGAGAAACUUCAGAAACUGACUGCUGCUGGAAUCCUUACUGAUAACCUUAUUUCUCCAAUAAUGCUUUCAUCUGGUAUGGCCAGAGAUUGGCCAGAUUCUCGGGGAGUCUGGCACAAUGAUAUGAUGAAUUUUAUUGUCUGGGUCAAUAAAGAAGACCAUCUUCGCAUUACUUCCAUUCAAGAUGGUGGAAAUAUGAACCAAGUGUUUACACGCUAUUGUUUGGGUCUUAAAAAGCUUGAAGAAAUAUACCAGCAGAAAAAACACCCCUUCAUCUGGAAGGACAAUUUAGGAUAUGUGUUAACCUGUCCUUCAGAUCUUGGCACUGGUAUGCGGGCAAGUGUCCUUGUUAGACUGAAGUACAUCAGUAAACAUCAGAAGUUCGGUGAGAUCUUGCAGAGAUUACGUCUAGAAAAGAAGCCUACUGGUGCUGUGAAUGCUUCUGCUGAAGUCUGGGACAUUUCCAAUGCAGAUCGAAUUGGUUUCUCAGAAGUGGAAUUGAUGCAGUUGCUAGUUGAUGGCAUUAAGCUGCUGAUCAACAUGGAUAAACAUAUUGAACAAGGGAGACCUAUUGAAGAUCUUUUUCCCACUCAGAAGCAGAUGGACAUACAUGAAUAAUUAUUUACAGCAUAGAGAUGGAAAUUAAUAUUUCAGAGGAAGGAUUCCUGCAAAAAAUAACCUAUUGAUACAAAUAAAUAUGCUUCUGAAAUAAAACUAAUUUACAAAUGAGAACUGUUACAUAUUAAUUAUACAUUUUUAAGAUUUCAAUACUUUUGAAUGUAAUUUUCUAUACAAAGAUCAAUAUCCAGGAAUAAGAAAUGUGAUUCUUACACUACUGUCAGCAAAUCGCAGUGAGCUAGAGGCUCACAGGAAUAAACUGAUACAUGAUAAAAUGUAGCUUUGGGUAUCUAAAGUGAUCUCUAACAAAUCAAUACAUGGUUUCUAGUGUGAUUUUUUUUCGCCAAAUUACUUUUGAAAGAAAUAACAUCUUGCUAAAGGUACAAUUCCAUGGAUCCCAACUGCUCUUAAGAACCCCAGCAUUAUUCGUUUCUGCCUUGACAGUUAAAUCCAUCAAGUUGUUCUCUGCUAAACGCGUAGACUGCAGAAGUUUCUGCAUAUUCAUCCAAAGCAGAUACUCUGGCCAGUUUUCUAAAGAAUAGACACAUUGAAGGCAUUUGUCUAAGCACAUCUUAGCACAGACUGCAAAUUCAAACAGAUAUUCUUCAUUUGUAUGAAUUCAAUGAAUUGCGAGUGAGAAUUUAAAAUAUCUUAAUGCAUUCUUGUGGAUUGAGGAACAGGAAGAGGAUCUUCAAAUCUUCUUGUCUUUGUCAUUUUAACAAGUGCUUAAAGAAUAACUACCAGCAAGCACUGGACUU